Messenger RNA from Pyrus x bretschneideri (Chinese white pear), 1335 nucleotides. Its product is annotated as GDSL esterase/lipase At3g26430. Lineage: Eukaryota; Viridiplantae; Streptophyta; Magnoliopsida; Rosales; Rosaceae. Gene Ontology annotation, molecular function: hydrolase activity, acting on ester bonds. The record is from RefSeq and is a predicted model, not a curated record.
AUGGAAUCUCAUUUCUCAAAACUACUAGUUGCGACUGCUAUGUUAAUUUUACUAUCAGUGAGCUUGGCAGCCUCAUCGUCUCCAUGUAAAUUUCCGGCCAUAUUCAACUUCGGCGACUCAAACUCCGACACAGGCGGCUUGUCUGCUCUCUUCGGCCAGGCGCGUUCGCCCCACGGUGAGUCCUACUUCCACAGCCCCGCCGGCCGUUACUGCGAUGGCCGUCUCGUCAUUGACUUUAUAGCGAACAGCCUCGAGUUACCGUAUCUUAGCGCAUAUCUUGAUUCUGUGGGAAGCAACUUCACUCACGGAGCCAACUUUGCCACGGCGGGCUCAACCAUCAGGCCGCAGAACACAACCAUUCGCCAGAGCGGGUUUAGUCCCGUCUCCCUGGACGUUCAGUACAAUGAGUUCUACGAUUUUCAACCAAGAUCCCAAACCGCUCGUAGUCGAGGUGGAGUUUUUGAACAGCUAAUGCCUAAAGCAGAAGAUUUCUCUCGUGCUUUAUACACAUUUGAUAUUGGCCAGAAUGAUUUAACAUCCGGUUUGUUCUUGAACAUGUCCAACCAAGUCAAGGCAUAUGUUCCUGAUGUGCUAAACCAGUUUAACAGCAUUGUUAAGAAUGUAUACAAUCAAGGAGGUAGAUACUUUUGGAUACACAAUACAGGUCCCUUCGGUUGUCUUCCCUACGUAUUGGACCGCUUACCAAUCCCAGCCGCGCAGCUUGACAAGGCCGGAUGCGUCACGCCUUACAAUAAACUUGCUCGGUUUUUCAACCGGGGAUUGAAACAAGCGGUGGUUCAGUUAAGAAAAGAACUACCAUUGGCUGCAAUCACUUAUGUUGAUGUUUAUUCAGCCAAGUACUCCCUCAUUAGCCAACCACAAAAGCAUGGAUUCAAGCAACCGAUAAGAGCAUGUUGUGGUCAUGGUGGGAAGUACAAUUUCAACAAGCACAUUGGAUGUGGAGGAAAGAUUAGGGUUCAUGGAAAAGAUGUGUUAGUGGGAAAGGCAUGCCAAGACCCAUCACUUUGGGUGAAUUGGGAUGGUGUGCAUUUCACUGAGGCAGCUAACAAGAGAGUCUUCGAUCAGAUUGUAGAUGGUUCACUCUCAGACCCACCAACUCCAUUGAAAUUUGCUUGCCAUGGAAAGCAGCAGCAACCUCAUUAGAAUUUAGAUCUGAUGCUAUCUUUUUUUCUAAAAUUCAAAUAAAAUACUUUAUGUCAUCAGAAUCUUUUGUUAAUUUAAUCUUUAUUUUUUGCUAGGAUUGAGGACCAAGUGGUGACCUAAUGUCUCUCCAAAGUUUUUAAAUUCAUUUUUUUUCAUCUGCUUUCUCCUUCA